Papilio machaon (common yellow swallowtail) is the source of this 1277-nucleotide messenger RNA. RefSeq names its product aldo-keto reductase AKR2E4. Gene Ontology annotation, cellular component: cytosol. The coding region runs from base 322 to 1239 and encodes 305 amino acids. The record is from RefSeq and is a predicted model, not a curated record. Lineage: Eukaryota; Metazoa; Arthropoda; Insecta; Lepidoptera; Papilionidae. Gene Ontology annotation, molecular function: aldose reductase (NADPH) activity. The transcript is spliced from 6 exons.
UAUGUCAAGUAAUCUGUCAAAUUGUUUUCAAAUCCAAUCAAAGUUUUAAUAAAAGUUUAUUGCAAGGUCAAUCAAGGUUUUAGUAACUCCGUGUAGUACAAAGUAAACGUAGGGUAUUAAAUAAUUGGCUGAUUGAUAUUAAAACUUUCUUUUUGGAAUUCUAGUCGAAUUUGUUAACACUUUAAAAUAAAUAAUCAUAAGCACAAUUUUGCUUUUAAAUAAUUUUUUCUGUAUUAAAGCGGAUUCUAGUAUUCUCGAUACCCGUUGGUAGAAGGAUACUUGGUAUUAUACAAAAAUUAUAUUGGUAUAAAAAAUUGCAAAAUGGUGCCUACAAUUCCCACUGUUAGACUUAACAGUGGUUAUGAAAUGCCUGUUGUUGGACUUGGAACAUAUGCGCGUAAAGCUGACCCAGGACAGUUCUGUAAGGCUGUUGAAUGGGCACUGGAGACUGGCUACAGACAUAUAGACACAGCAUCUGUUUAUAACAAUGAAGAGGAAGUUGGAGAAGGUAUUAAUAAUAAAAUAAAACAAGGUGUGGUUAAAAGAGAGGAUCUUUUUGUAACAACUAAGCUAUGGAAUGACAAACAUGCAGAAAAAGAUGUGGUACCAGCUCUUAAGGAAUCUCUGGAAAGACUUAAACUGGACUAUGUAGACUUAUAUUUAAUUCAUUGGCCAGUAUCUGUUAAUAAAAAUGGUGAGGAUGAAGAUAUAGAUCAUUCGGAGACGUGGAGAGGUAUGGAGCGGAUUGUAGAGCUUGGUCUGGCUCGGACUAUUGGUGUGUCAAACUUUAACGAACAGCAGUUGAGUAAAUUACUGGGAACGGCUAAGAUUAAACCUGCUGUCAACCAGUUUGAGAUAAAUCCAACCUUCACAGCGCACAAUUUGGUAGAUUACUGUAAGAAUAUGUCCAUAGUUCCAGUAGCUUACACACCACUGGGCCUUAUAUCUGAGGCCAGACCUGAAUUUAAGGGUGUUGAUGUUAUCAAAACUGAUCCCAAGUUGGGUGAAAUUGCAGAAAAAUAUAACAAGAGUCGUGCCCAAAUUGGACUGCGUUAUUUGGUACAACGCGGUAUUCCGGUAUUGCCAAAAUCGUUUACGAAAUCCAGAAUCGAGGAGAACUUGAACAUAUUUGAUUUCCAAUUAACAGAUGAGGAAAUGAAGAUAGUCGAUGGUUAUAAUUUAAACCAUAGAUGUGUGCCCGGACUUGCUUUUAAAAACUACAAGAAUUUCCCUUUUUAAUGAAAAUACAAAGUGUUACUCAUUUAAUUAUACGUAAA